Molecule: messenger RNA, 1443 nt
Organism: Emys orbicularis (European pond turtle)
Lineage: Eukaryota; Metazoa; Chordata; Testudines; Emydidae
Gene: P4HTM
Product: prolyl 4-hydroxylase, transmembrane
Exons: 9
Coding region: 1-1443 (480 amino acids)
Biological process (GO): peptidyl-proline hydroxylation to 4-hydroxy-L-proline
Cellular component (GO): endoplasmic reticulum
Molecular function (GO): calcium ion binding; L-ascorbic acid binding; procollagen-proline 4-dioxygenase activity
Source: RefSeq, a predicted model, not a curated record
AUGGCGGCGGAGGCGGCGCGGGCGGAGGGGCCCCCGCUGCCCGGGCCCCCGGGGGGGCGGCCCCGGCAAAUCUGCUCCCGCCCCUACUUCGUGGUGCUCAUGGUGUUCGCGCACCUCUACGUGCUGAACGUGCUGGGGCUGCUGCUCUUCGUGCACCUCAGCGCGGGGGACGGGCCGGGGCCCGGGCCCCCGCCCCCUAGCGAGCCCGCGCCCGCGCCCGGCCCCGCCGCGCCCGGCCCCCGGGGGGACGCCCGCCGCCCGCCCGCCCUGCCCCGCCGCGAGGGCAUCAAGGUUGGCCAUAAGCAAAAGGUGGAGCUGGUCCCUAACAAAGUCCAUUUCAUGAAAACUCUCAGCUUGAAACCGCUUCUCUUUGAAAUUCCAGAUUUCCUGACCGAAGAAGAGUGUAAGCUGAUUAUCCACCUAGCUCAGUUGAAAGGGCUGCAGAAAAGCCAGAUCCUGCCUACUGAAGACUAUGAGGAGGCCAUGGAAAUGAUAGAAAUCAGCCAAAUGGACAUCUUCAACCUGCUGGACCACAACCAGGAUGGGCAGCUGCAGCUCAAAGAGGUGCUGACCCACACCCGCCUAGGGAAUGGCAGGUGGAUGACUCCUCAGAGCAUCCGGGAGAUGUACACGGCGGUCAAGGCAGAUCCUGAUGGCAAUGGUGUGUUGAGUUUGGAGGAGUUUAAACAGCUAAACAUUCGUGACUUCCACAAGUACAUGGGGAGCCAGAAAGUGAAGAUGAGCGAUCUGGUGCGGAACAGCCAACACACGUGGCUGUACCAGGGUGAGGGGGCACAUCAGGUCAUGAGGUCUAUACGACAAAGGGUGAUGCGCUUGACCCGUCUGCCUCCUGAGAUUGUGGAGCACAGCGAGCCCCUGCAGGUUGUGCGGUAUGACCAGGGAGGGCACUACCACGCCCAUGUGGACAGCGGGCCGGUGUUCCCAGAGACGGCCUGCAGCCACACCAAACUGAUCACCAACGAGAGCGCUCCCUUUGAGACCUCCUGUCGCUACGUGACAGUGCUGUUCUACCUGAACAAUGUGACGGGGGGAGGAGAGACCAUCUUUCCUAUAGCUGAUAACAGAACCUAUGAAGAGAUGUCUCUGAUUCAGAAUGAUGUUGAUCUACGAGACACACGGAAAAAUUGUGAUAAGGGCAACCUGCGAGUGAAGCCACAGCAGGGCACUGCUGUCUUCUGGUACAACUACCUGUCAGAUGGGGAAGGCUGGGUUGGCGACCUGGAUGAAUAUUCCCUGCAUGGAGGCUGCCUCGUCACUCGAGGAACCAAAUGGAUUGCCAACAACUGGAUCAAUGUUGAUCCCAAUAAGAGGCGCCAGCUCCAGUUCCAGCAGGAGAUGGCUCGCUAUGCCAAAGAGGGGGAUGAGGCCCAGAACGAAUGGACUGUAGAUAAAUCCUACAGCAACGUGCAUGUGGAAUUGUAG